Eimeria mitis is the source of this 546-nucleotide messenger RNA. RefSeq lists its product as uncharacterized. The record is from RefSeq and is a predicted model, not a curated record. Lineage: Eukaryota; Apicomplexa; Conoidasida; Eucoccidiorida; Eimeriidae. The coding region runs from base 1 to 546 and encodes 181 amino acids. The transcript has 2 exons.
AUGCAGCUGCUGCAGCAACGAACCCGAAAAAUAAAAAAAAUAAUAAAACAAAGACAGCAGCAAAAACAGCAACAACAGCAGCAGCAGCAACAGCUGCAGCAGCAACAGCAGCAACGUCAGCAGCAGCACCAUCAGCAGUUGCACUAUCACCAUCAGCAGCAGCAACAGCAGCAGCACCAUCACCAUCAGCAGCAACAGCAGCAGCACCAUCACCAUCAGCAGCACCGUCCGCAGCAGCAGCACCGUCACCACCAUCAGCAGCAGCAGCAGCAGCACCAUCACCAUCAGCACCAUCCGCAGCAGCAGCCGCAGCAACAGCACCAGCACCAUCACCAUCAGCAUCAUCCGCAGCAGCAUCCGCAGCAGCAGCAGCAGCAGCACCAUCAGCACCAUCCGCAGCAGCAGCAGCAGCAGGAGCAGCAGCAGCAACAGCAGCAGCAGGAGCAGCAGGAGCAGCAGCAGCAGCAGCAGCAGCAACUGACCCUCCACUCCAGAAGGCAGGCCAAUGCCAUCUAUGGUCUUCUGCGUUUAGUUGUGUAUAUGUAA